CUCCGGUGACGCGUUCCACCUAUUCGAUCCACGCAUGCGCAGAGGCCCAGUGUCAGAGCAGCACCAUCAGGAGGAGCAGCCGCCGCCGGGGAGACAAGGAGCUGUCGUGUUGUUUAUUUCACACAAGAUAAAACUUUUCUCCACAAUGUCGGAAUUUGACAGCAACCCCUUCGUUGACCCAGUGGACGUAAAUCCCUUCCAGGAUGCCUCGAUCACACAAGCCACCAGGGGAGUCGCUGAAAACGUUGGGGAGUUCAACCCCUUCUCUGCAACUGAAAUGGGAGCCCCCUCUGGCACGACCAUCCCCAUCUCUGCUGCCUCCUCUCAACCCGCCAUCCUGCAGACCUCUGUGGAGCAGAGCGCACAAGCAGCUGCAGCUGCUGGCCAGGCGAAUCUGAUCAAACAGCAGGAGGAGCUGGAGAAGAAAGCAGCUGAGCUGGAGCGGAAGGAGCAGGAGCUACAGAACAGGAGCGGAGGCAGACCGCUGAACACUGGUACUAAAGAGAACAACUGGCCACCUCUUCCCCAAUUCUUCCCUGUGAAUCCCUGCUUCUAUCAGGACUUUGAGGAGGACAUCCCUGAGGAGUACCGCAGGAUCUGCAAGAGAAUGUACUACCUCUGGAUGUUCCACAGUGCCACUCUCUUCCUCAACGUGCUGGCCUGCUUGGCUUACUUCACUGCAGACUCUCAGAACGGCGUUGACUUUGGUCUGUCCAUCCUUUGGUUCAUCCUCUUCACCCCUGUGUCCUUCAUCUGUUGGUACAGGCCCGUCUACAAGGCCUUCAGGUCUGACAGCUCCUUCAGCUUCUUUUUCUUCUUUUUCGUCUUUUUCUUCCAAGUGGCAGUGUACAUCAUCCAGACUGUAGGGAUCCCCAAGUGGGGAAACAGUGGAUGGAUCACAUCCAUCAGCAUGAUCCGCAGUAACUUGGCUGUAGCUGUGGUUAUGAUGGUGGUGGCCGGUUUUUUCACUGUAAACACUGUCCUGGCUGUCAUCCUUCUGAAAAUGGUCCACUCUAAGUACAGAAGGACAGGUGCCAGCUUCACCAAGGCCCAGCAGGAGUUCUCCCAUGGAGUCCUCACUAACCGAACCGUCCAGACUGCUGCAGCAGGUGCUGCCACAUCUGCUGCCCAGGGUGCCUUUGGGAGGACCCAGGGAAAUUAGACUGAUUCCCCCAUCCUGAGUGCCUCAGGCCAGUCUCUUCUCUGACCAACAUACCAGACUAACCAUGUCCCAAUAUUCUUCAAUGGGUUUAGGGGAUGGGGGUUUGAUUAUUUAAUGAAAAGGGCCAGAAAACAAGUAAUUUAUGACGAGGAAAAGUCUUCUCUCCACAAGAUCAGCCUAGUGAGGUGUCCCUAUUCUCCACUUAUAAACUUUAAAAUAUGCUAUCAAAGGUUAUUCUUGGAAAUGUCGGAAAUCACAAACUGAAAUUGAAUAAAACAAGGUGACAGAGUGGGUAUGACAAAAAAUUAAUUGGCAAACAUCAUCACAACAUAACUAACUCCUGGAAUGGAUUUAACAUAGACUAAAGAUGUAGAUGUGAGAGUAUCUGCAGUGCACCACUGAACAGGGCUGGGGUUUAGUGGAAAGGUACAUUUAUUUAAAUCCUUUCAUCGUUUGAGACGCUGGUGAAAAGUAUUAGGAUUUUUCUAUCUCACUGUUUAUGUAGAAAUAACAUACUGGGGCCUCAAAAAUAAACUCUGUGCUUAGAGUUGGGAUUAUAUAAAAAGCACACUUGACAUGAGAAUGUUUUACCAUCAGCGAAUGAUGGAUCCACAUAAUGUAUGUAUACAUAUUUUUGUCAUUACAGCAGCAUGUAGAGCUUUACAGGGUAACCAGUCUAUCAUUCUGUCUUUAUAAAAUUUUGAAUGCAUACUGUACACUUUAAGUUCUGAUGAUUUUCUAGUUACUUUCCUCUCAGGCAAUCAGACUGGAUGCUCUGUAAAAGGAGAUGCAUCAUGUUGCAUGUCACACUACUGGUGAACACAGUUGUUAUUUUAAUUUUGCUCACUUCAUUUUCUGUUUUCAUGUGUAUAAUACUGUAUAGGAUAAGCUGAUGAUUAAUGAAGGUGACGGGAUGAAGGUUUUUUUUCCUGCUGUUUCAAUCAGCUUUAGAUGAAGCGAGACAAAAAGCUCUUCUGAGGGCAAAUGAAGAUAAGGUUUAACUGGGAUCACACAUUUUAAUUCAUGUUGAGUUGCUAAGAAUGCCAUUAUGUUUGCUGUCAUAGUAUGCAGCCUGCUGUGGUUAAAAUGAAAGACGGGGUGCAGGUUUAUUAAUGUAAAGUUGCUGACAUAAUAUAGAAUUUAGGCUUAUUCACUAAGAAAAAGAGCAUUAAUGAGCAGAAAGAACACAAUAUCUAUCUGUCGAUUAUCCAUUCUUUUGACUUUGUAUCCAUAGUAAUUAUACAAGUCACGUGUUACUGAAUAGUUGCAGAUAGUUAGCAGAUAAUUUUCUAGCUGCACACUUGUUAGGUAUUAGCAUUUUCAUGUUUUUACUUGUGAAUAUAUAUAUAUAUAUAUAUAUAUAUAUAUAUAUAUAUAUAUAUAUAUAUAUAUAUAUAUAUAUAUAUGGUGUCCAAUUCUAAUCUUUUGUUACUGUAACACUGAAUCACAUUGUUAAGGUGUAACCUCAGUGCCUUUAAGCAGAUGUAACCUACCAUUUUUUUUGUGUGGGGGAUUUAAGUCCAAGGCUGUUGGUUAUUAGUGUUUUGUCUGAUUUUGUUUGUCUAUAUAGAGAAAUUUGUUUUAUGGUGAAUUUUCCCUUUGAUGAUCAGAAUGUGUAUUAAGGUGUGUUGUACAUAUUGGUGACUUAUUUAAAACUUAUUUACUUGAGGGGUAUUUGUUGGAAAUCGGUUCUCAGUCUUAAAAUUAAAUUUUUAAAAAAUU
Siniperca chuatsi (mandarin fish) is the source of this 2884-nucleotide messenger RNA. It is a transcript of the gene scamp2l, whose product is annotated as secretory carrier membrane protein 2, like. The record is from RefSeq and is a predicted model, not a curated record. NCBI's taxonomy places the organism in Eukaryota, Metazoa, Chordata, Actinopteri, Centrarchiformes, Sinipercidae. Gene Ontology annotation, cellular component: recycling endosome membrane; trans-Golgi network membrane. The transcript is spliced from 9 exons. The coding region runs from base 35 to 1162 and encodes 375 amino acids. Gene Ontology annotation, biological process: protein transport.